This is a messenger RNA of Odobenus rosmarus divergens (Pacific walrus), 1769 nucleotides long. It is a transcript of the gene PSMC1, whose product is annotated as proteasome (prosome, macropain) 26S subunit, ATPase, 1. Lineage: Eukaryota; Metazoa; Chordata; Mammalia; Carnivora; Odobenidae. The transcript has 11 exons. The record is from RefSeq and is a predicted model, not a curated record. Gene Ontology annotation, biological process: proteasome-mediated ubiquitin-dependent protein catabolic process. The coding region runs from base 50 to 1372 and encodes 440 amino acids. Gene Ontology annotation, molecular function: ATP hydrolysis activity; proteasome-activating activity; ATP binding. Gene Ontology annotation, cellular component: proteasome regulatory particle, base subcomplex.
CCUUGGUGGAUGCACUUCCGGCAGCGGUUGUUCGAGCGGCCGAAGCAAGAUGGGUCAGAGUCAGAGUGGUGGUCAUGGCCCUGGAGGUGGCAAGAAGGAUGACAAGGACAAGAAAAAGAAAUAUGAACCUCCUGUACCAACUAGAGUGGGGAAAAAGAAGAAGAAAACAAAGGGACCAGAUGCUGCCAGCAAACUGCCACUGGUGACACCUCACACUCAGUGCCGGUUAAAAUUAUUGAAGUUAGAGAGAAUUAAAGACUAUCUUCUCAUGGAGGAAGAAUUCAUUAGAAAUCAGGAACAAAUGAAGCCUUUAGAAGAAAAGCAAGAGGAGGAAAGAUCUAAGGUGGAUGAUCUGAGGGGGACCCCAAUGUCAGUAGGAACCUUGGAAGAGAUCAUUGAUGACAAUCAUGCCAUCGUGUCUACAUCUGUGGGCUCAGAACACUACGUCAGCAUUCUUUCCUUUGUAGACAAGGAUCUGCUGGAACCAGGCUGCUCUGUCCUGCUCAACCACAAGGUGCAUGCUGUCAUAGGGGUGCUCAUGGAUGACACGGAUCCCUUGGUCACAGUGAUGAAGGUAGAAAAGGCGCCCCAGGAAACCUAUGCUGAUAUUGGGGGGUUGGACAACCAAAUCCAGGAAAUUAAGGAAUCUGUGGAGCUUCCUCUCACUCAUCCUGAAUAUUAUGAAGAGAUGGGUAUAAAGCCCCCAAAAGGGGUCAUUCUCUAUGGUCCACCUGGCACAGGUAAAACCUUAUUAGCCAAAGCAGUAGCAAACCAAACCUCAGCCACUUUCUUGAGAGUGGUUGGCUCUGAACUUAUUCAGAAGUACCUAGGUGACGGGCCCAAACUCGUUCGGGAAUUGUUUCGAGUUGCGGAAGAACACGCACCAUCCAUCGUGUUUAUUGAUGAAAUUGAUGCCAUUGGGACAAAGAGAUAUGACUCAAAUUCUGGUGGUGAGAGAGAAAUUCAGCGAACAAUGUUGGAACUGCUGAACCAGUUGGAUGGAUUUGAUUCAAGGGGUGACGUGAAAGUUAUUAUGGCCACAAACCGAAUAGAGACUUUGGAUCCGGCCCUUAUCAGACCAGGUCGCAUUGACAGGAAAAUUGAGUUCCCCCUACCCGAUGAAAAGACUAAAAAGCGCAUCUUUCAGAUCCACACAAGCAGGAUGACGCUGGCCGAUGAUGUGACCCUGGAUGACUUGAUCAUGGCUAAAGAUGACCUCUCCGGUGCCGACAUCAAGGCAAUCUGUACAGAAGCUGGUCUGAUGGCCUUGAGAGAACGUAGAAUGAAAGUAACAAAUGAAGACUUCAAGAAAUCUAAAGAAAAUGUUCUUUAUAAAAAACAAGAAGGCACCCCUGAGGGACUGUAUCUCUAGCGGACCACAGCUGCCUUCAAGGAAAUGAUUGGGGUUGUCCCGACCCCUUGAAGGGAUGGGAGGUUGGGGAAGUUGCCCAGAGGAACCCAUGUUCCAGCUGAUCUUUCUUAUUAGCAAAACCUCCUGUGUACCUUUUUGAGUGUGAUGUGUAGCAUGCCCCCGAGGCUGCCUUCAUCUGUUGGUCACGUGCAGUGCUCUGUCCCUAAUAAAGCGUGCUCCUUCUCAAACUCCUGUUUCUGGAGCCUCCACGCCUGGCGCUCAGCAGCAACAAGCAGGUGGACCUGGGCAUAGGGAGGCUUCUGGGAGGUGACAGGGAGUGCAGACUUCCAACACCUCUUGCCCUGCCUCACACGCCCAGAGCCGGUGGCAGAGCUGGACAGCAGCUAGUGGGAAAGCA